This is a messenger RNA of Arabis nemorensis, 1338 nucleotides long. The record is from the annotation of a GenBank genome assembly. NCBI's taxonomy places the organism in Eukaryota, Viridiplantae, Streptophyta, Magnoliopsida, Brassicales, Brassicaceae.
AUGGAGAACGAGAUGAGUGAAGGAAGCGACACUUCAGGUGUACCUAGAGGAGGACCUGUUUAUCUACCAAACAUGGUGGCUCCGUUUUCUACUGUACCCGAAUUUCAAUCUUCUUUUCUCAAUUUACUUCAGGAUUUGGAAACUCACUUGUCUCCUUCUUCUUACUCCUCUCUCCAAUCUGAUCUCUCGACCCAUUCUCUUAAGAUUUUUACGGAUGAGGAACUCACAGAUAUGGCUAUGAAGGACGCCUUUCCGGAAAAUAACCUUUCUCAAAAUGAGCAAUCUUUGAACGCUUCUCAUCAUGAGAAUCCAUCAAACAGAGGAAGUAAGACGACGAAAACGAAGAGGACAGUAAAGAACACUGAAGAAACUUAUGUUGCAAAAAUAGAGCCGUUUGUUAAACUUAAACAAAAGCAGGAAGAUGAUAAAGCAGCUGUGAAGCUACACUGCUUCAGCAAAACUUGUGAUAAUGGUAAAGAUGUGGGUACAUCUGAAGAAGGUUUUGAGCAGAUGCAGUCUCUUAAGUUCGUAAAUAAUUACACGCUGGGGAAACCAUCAGACAGCCAGGGGUCGGACCGGCCAGUAGAUACGCUAUUUCCUGAAGUCAUUCUUUGUGUUGAGAUACAUAACACUGCCAAAGUAAAGACCCAAGAGUUCUUGGUUUUAGGACGUCAAGCAUUGACUGUAUUGAAGGACAAGAUACACUGUCUUACGGACCAGGUGAUGGAAAUGGCUGGAACGUAUGAUCCCUCUGGAUACUUCCUCAUAGAAGAUGUCUUUUACAAUGAUUUAAGGAAUCCCUCGGCGACAGAUUACAGCAAACCUAUAUUAAAUUGGCUUUGGAACUCGAAAGAUGAAGCUCUUCAAAAAUGGGAAUGCAUCUUAACCGGCGAAGUUAAGGAAAAACAAAAAACGGUUAUAGGUGAAGCGAAUUCCAUGGAUUUACCUCGUUUCGGAUCUGCGGACAUGCAGAGUACACGCUUCUGUGAUUUAAGAUUCAGACUCGGAGCUAGUUAUCUUUAUUGUCACCAGGGAGAUUGCAAGCACACGAUAGUGAUACGAGACAUGAGGCUGAGUCAUCAAGAAGAUGUUCAGAACAGAGCGGCUUACCCGAGACUCAUGUUUCAACGCAAACCGAGGGCUCAGAAAUGCAGCGUUUGCAAAAUUAAUAGAGCUUCUAGAUUUACAGUGGAUGAUAAGUGGGCAAAGGAGAAUCCUUGUUAUUUCUGUGAUAUGUGUUUGGCAGAAUACUUCAAGGGAGGCUCUCUUAAUCCACUUCAUGAUUAUCCGUGUGAGGAACCGAUGAUCCCUUUAUUGCAGAAUCGUGAAGAAGAAUAG